AUUAUUAUUAUAUAUAUUUUUUUGUGUUUUCAGCUAAAGACCUAUAAUAUAUAUUGGCAUUGACUGUCUAAAUGCCUUCAUUUACAUAAAAGCAAGGGGAAAAAAAAAAAAAAAAAAUCAUCCUGCAAAAUCAUAGACCAGUAAAGUCAUUAUAUUUCACCAUAUUAUGUAAAUCGAUUUUAUUCUCCUUUUGUCUGUUAAUUUACGAUGUGGAAUUAGAUACUGCAGAAAGAACCAAGAUUCCUUCCGCUUGCCUUCAUUCUAGGUCCAUCUAGUGAAUGAUGUUUUGUUAUUUAUCUUGGCCACAACGGGACCAUCCAGUGAAUGACUGGUACAUGGAAAAUUACUGGACUCUUUACAGCUUGUAUGCAUCCACUUUACUUUCCUAACUUGUGAAUUUGGGUUUUGAUGUUGGGUUUUCAUUUUUUGUGCGUAGCUCUUAUUAUCAUAUCGAGCAAUAUAGAGGCUUUUGGGUUUUAGAAUAGGGUUUUACUUUCUACCCUGGAGUUCAGACAGAGUCCAUUCGUUCGCACAGUUUGUGGGAGCUGGGUGUGAAGGUUUCGAAGCUACAUUCUGGUGUUUGAGUUGUAAAAUUGAUAGAGUCAAAUAAACCCUUUUGUUGUCUGUAAUUGAUUUUUUGACUACGAGAUGUUUGAAGGAAGCAUGCUUAUGCCUUUCCACGCUUCGAAUUAUCCACCCCACAAAUUAGGUUCAAUGAAUAGGCAUAGAACCUUGUCCAAGACUAGGUUGAAUCCAGUUCUAGCUAUACCUCCAUCCCCGAUUCUCUUACACACGGAUGAAAGUGGGAAUUAUCCUGAAUCUAGCAAGGGUUCCAGUUCAAUUCUAGCUUCAACACACAAUGAUUCUGGUAAUUCUCUGCUCGGUCUUGCAAAUACUGUUGGUAUAAUUGGAGGGAUGUCUGUUGAUUCCACCCUCAAAUUUUUAAGAAAAGUUGUUCAGAGGAGUUCAAAACAAGAAAGUUCAGUUCCUUUUGUGCUUUGCUCUGACCCUGUGUUGAAUAAGGAGCUUUCAUUGCACGAGAGAAGUUUUCUGCCUUCCCUUAGCAGUAAAAGUGAAAUCACUCCAAUGGAUCCCACUCCAAUUGUGGAGAAUCUGAGGAGUAAAAGGACUUAUCUUGAAAAUUCAGGAGCUCGUUGCUUAGUAAUGCCUUGUCAUGUAUCACAUUCUUGGCAUGAAGAAAUUUCUAAAGGGUGUUCUGUUCCUUUCUUCCAUAUGGGAGAGUGUGUUGCUAAGCAGCUCAAGGAAGCGAAGUUGAGACCACUUGAAGCUGGAAGUCCUCUGCGGAUUGGAGUUCUUGCAACCAUUGCAACUUUAACUGCUGGAUUCUAUCAGGAGAAACUGCAGAAUGAGGGAUUUGAGGUUGUGCUUCCAGAUAAAGCAACCAUGGAACAUACUGUAAUUCCUGCAAUUGAGGCUAUAAACAGAAAGGACAUAGAAGGGGCGCGGAAUCUGUUAAGAAUCGCACUUCAGGUUCUUUUGGUGAGGGCUGUGAACUCUGUGAUUCUUGCCUCUGAUGAGAUGCGGGAUCUUUUGCCUCAGGAAGAUCCUCUUCUUAAGAAAUGUAUCGACCCUAUGGAUGCAUUGGCUUGGUCAACUAUUAAGUGGGCUCAAUCUGUGGGAAAAGGCACAUAAACAUAUAGUUCAUCUUGCACAUUAAUUAAAAAUUCAUUGAAAAACUGUUUAUUUGUGUAAAAAAUUUAUUACAUUGAAAGAUUAGUGAGGGGAUGCAUUGAGGAUUCCCCUGUAUUCUUCUGUUGUGUUUGCAUCAAAUGAGAAUUGUUGUAAGAAAACAACUCUAUUGAGGAUCACCAAUGGAAGAAGUAGAAGAAUUAAGCGCUUGAGCAUCAAGGCAUUGCUUCA
Molecule: messenger RNA, 1881 nt
Organism: Ziziphus jujuba (common jujube)
Lineage: Eukaryota; Viridiplantae; Streptophyta; Magnoliopsida; Rosales; Rhamnaceae
Exons: 3
Coding region: 649-1653 (334 amino acids)
Molecular function (GO): amino-acid racemase activity
Source: RefSeq, a predicted model, not a curated record